Molecule: messenger RNA, 3691 nt
Organism: Cyclopterus lumpus (lumpfish)
Lineage: Eukaryota; Metazoa; Chordata; Actinopteri; Perciformes; Cyclopteridae
Product: inositol-3-phosphate synthase 1-A-like
Exons: 11
Coding region: 1376-3037 (553 amino acids)
Biological process (GO): phospholipid biosynthetic process; inositol biosynthetic process
Cellular component (GO): cytoplasm
Molecular function (GO): inositol-3-phosphate synthase activity
Source: RefSeq, a predicted model, not a curated record
GGUUUCCGGGGUUGUGUCGGUUCAUACAUUGUAUUGGUUCACCAUCUGCGGGGUUUAAAAGGACGGGAGAUCGCCCGAGACGGAGAGGAGAGGGUUGCUGAGAAAUCGUUAAAGGGGUUUUGGUCGGUUAAUGGGGUCGCGAAAGACUAGUUUAUGUGAACUGCGUACGCCAUUCGUGCCGGGUACGGCGCCCGUAUGUCUCGCCCCCCUCUUCUGUGAUUGUCUCGCGCUCUGGUUGCCUGCAUAGUUAAACAUGGCCGCCUCACACCGGAAGCUCUUGGAGGUCUGACGCGUUUUCCAAUUUUUUUUAAAAUAAUUUUUAAUUUAAUUUAAUUUAAAUUUAAUUUAAUUUUGUACCGUUGUGAUCUCGUAAUGCGAGAGCGUGCAACAUAUUACACGGUACAAGAUAAAAUAAACAAAAAUUGGAAACGCGUCGGACCUCCCAAGAGCUUCCGGUCUGACGCAUUUCCAAUUUUUGUUUUUUAUUUUUUAUUUUUUAUUUUAUUUUAUUUUGUACCGUUGUGAUUUUAAUGUCUCGUAAUUCGAGAGCGUGCAAGAUAUCACACGGUACAAAAAUAAUAAAAUAAAAUAACCAAAUAUUGGAUAAACAAAAAUUGGAAACGCGUCAGACGGCCAAGAGCUUCCGGUCUGACGCAUUUCCAAUUUUUGUUUUAUUUUAUUUUGUAACGUUGUGAGUUGAACGUAUCGUAAAGCCUGAGCGUGCAAGAUAUCACACGGUACAAAAUAUAAAUUAAAAAAAAAAAAAAAAAGUGGAAUGCGUCACACUAUUUAACUACGCAGGCAACGAGAGUGGUAACUGUCGAAUAAUUAAUGGACUCGUUUGUGUCCAAACUGCUUCAAUAAGCAACAUUCAAAUACAUGGUUUAAUUAUUGAAUAAUAUAUAUAUAUGUGUAAUAUAGAUAGUGCAUAUAUGCUUGCACUUAAAUCCUCAAUGCUGCUGUGCAUGUGUUAAUGUAAUGUGCCAGGCUGAACACCAUGCCUCAUCCUCCUUUUUUUUUUUUAUUGCAAAGAAAAUUAAAAAAAAAUCUUCUGAGAACUUUUCUCCUUUCCUUAGUUUCAGCCUCCUCCUAUCCUUGCUCCUUGAUCCUCCAGCAGAGCAGAGGCUGCGAGGAAAGGAAUUGAGGAUGUACAAACUGAGGGGUGAUGGGAGGGCGUGGGCUUCCCCCCGGUGACCCCAGUGUUUAUUGUCACAACGCUAUGAAUUGAGGGUAAUUCCCUCAACUAAAGUCUCUGAAUCUUCCCCCGGAAAAAGUGUGCACAAAAGGUCUCAAAAGCGCUUGAUUAGACCGCAGGACGACCCUUUAGCCCUCACUGAUCUGAAGUCAGUGAGCGUUGACAUUGGACUCUGCAGCCAUGUCCGUCAACGUUCACAUCAACAGCCCCAAUGUGAAGUACACGGAUACACACAUUGUGUCUCAGUAUCCCUACCAGACCACAUCGGUCCACAGAGAUGGGAACAAAGUGACCGUGACCCCGCGCACCACCGAGAUGACCUUUUCCACAGAGAGACACGUGCCCCAGCUGGGCGUGAUGCUGGUGGGCUGGGGAGGCAACAACGGGACCACCGUGACGGCAGCGGUCCUGGCCAACAAGCGAGGCCUCACCUGGAGAACCAAGACUGGAGUGAAGAAAGCAAACUACUUCGGCUCCCUCCUGCAAGCGUCGACUGUUUGUCUCGGCUCGGGUCCAGAGGGCGAGGUCAACGUGCCCAUCCGUGAUCUCCUGCCCAUGGUGCACCCCAAUGACAUAGUCUUUGACGGCUGGGACAUCUCGUCAAUGGACCUGGGCAGCGCGAUGGAGAGAGCCGAGGUGCUCGACUGGUCCUUACAAGAGCAGCUGCGUCCGCACAUGAGCCGCAUGAAGCCCAGGCCGUCGAUCUACAUCCCCGACUUCAUCGCCGCCAACCAAGAGAGCCGGGCGGACAACGUCCUGACCGGCAGCAUGGCGGAGCAGCUGGAGCAGAUCAGAGCCGACAUAAGAGACUUCCGCCGCUCGAGCGGCGUGGACAAAGUCAUCGUCCUGUGGACCGCCAACACCGAGCGCUUCUGCGACCUCACGCCGGGGGUCAACGACAAGGCGGAGAACCUGCUCGCCGCGAUCCAGGAUGGAGCAGAUGUCUCCCCCUCCACCCUGUUCGCGGUGGCCAGUAUCCUGGAGGGCUGUGCCUACAUCAACGGCUCUCCGCAGAACACCUUCGUGCCGGGGGCCAUCGAGCUGGCCGUGCAGAAGGGGGUGUUCAUCGGAGGAGACGACUUCAAAUCCGGCCAGACCAAGAUCAAGUCGGUGCUGGUGGACUUCCUGGUCAGCUCGGGCAUCAAGCCGACCUCCAUCGUCAGCUACAAUCACCUCGGCAACAACGACGGGAGGAACCUGUCGGCUCCGCAGCAGUUCCGCUCCAAAGAGAUCUCCAAGAGCAACGUGGUGGACGACAUGGUCCAGUCCAACUCCGUACUGUACCAGCCGGGGGAAAAGCCCGACCACUGUGUGGUGAUUAAGUACGUCCCCUGUGUGGGAGACAGCAAGCGGGCCAUGGACGAAUACACUUCUGAAAUAAUGAUGGGCGGGACCAAUACGAUCGCACUGCACAACACCUGUGAGGACUCUCUCCUGGCCACCCCGAUCAUGCUGGACCUGGUGAUCCUGACGGAGCUGUGUCAGCGCGUCACCGUCCGACCCCAGGGCGAGGAGGACUUCAUGUCCUUCCACAGCGUCUUGGCGCUGCUCUCCUUCCUCUGCAAGGCCCCCCUGGUUCCGUCCGGGACGCCGGUCAUCAACUCCUUCUUCCGCCAGAGGACCUGCAUAGAAAACAUCUUGAGAGCGUGCCUGGGCCUUCCUCCCCAGAACCACAUGCUGCUGGAGCACAAGCUGCAGAGGGACUUCCUGCCUCCGUGCGCCGCCUACGUCAACGGCGACGUGGCCGCUUUCAAAAUAGCUUCCCUCACCAACGGGAACCACCCGCCGCUCUCAAACGGCAUCCAUAACCACGCGGAGGACGACGCGACUCGCGCGUUGUGACCGUAAACGCAACCCCACCCCCCCCACCCCCAGAUCGAACUCUACCUUUUACACAAUUGUCUUGAUAGUGUGCAUAAUAAGAACAAACAUUCUCAUUCAUCUAUCAUUGCAACAAAAACAACAACAACAACAACAACAACAACAGUGGUUUGAGUAAAUUUAACAUUUAAAAUCAUAGGAAUUCAUCAAGUCUUGGUGUAUUUUUAAAAGAAAAUGGUUUGGUGCUUCCACAUUUACACGUCAUUGACCUCAAUAGCUACUAAAAAUCUACGGAGGGUAGUAUGAAGCCAAUAAACCAUACUAAUCUCCAUUGUUUUAUAUGUAUUGUAUUUAAAAAAAGUAGUGGAAACAUUUUUCUUGCAUCGUUACUGAAAUUGUUUUCUUGUGCAAUUCAUAUGUAAAACACGGUUGGAUAUUACAGUUCCUAGAAGUUGGUUUAAUUUUUAAAUAAGCAGAAACUGAUGAAGUAGUGAACCGUUAAAUGCUUUGUUUGUUGUUUUGAUGAAUGAGGGGCGUCUCUUAACUUUAUUUUGUGUCAUUGUUUGAAGCUGAGUUACAGAAGAUAUGUAUGCAGUUUGUACUGUUUAUGUUUAACAGUAACCUGGGUUAUUUAUAGACAAUAAACAUGUUAAGUAUUGUUUGAACUAAAACGCA